AUGUGCUCUCAGCCUAUCACUGUGCAAGAAUUUCUUGAUGCACUUGUUGGUUCACGGGCCUUUGAAAAGCUCAAGUCAUUGCUUGAUGAACAAGCCAACGAUAAUAAUUCUGUAAUACUUCAUAAUACAAUAUUGUGUAAAUGCAAUCAAAAAGGAACAGGUCUGAUCAUUCCAAUUGUCAUGAUCCAGGAUGAUAAAAUCCCAGUUACAGAGAAUAACGUGUCAUUCAUCAGUAUUCAAGUUAGAAAUCGAGAGGCUGAUGAUCAGCCAACUGAUAAUUAUUAUCAGCUAAAGAAUGAACAACAAGAAAGCGAGCCAACAGCUCAUUAUAUUGGAAUUGACAGUAGCAUAAUUUAUCCUUUACCCUAUCUUGGCAUUUAUAUAAGUCUUGGUGUGACAUUUGAAGAUGAGAGAAUGGGACAUUUGAGCAUUUAUGAACUCUCAAAGAGUGUGUAUUCAUGUCUUAAGAACAAAGAUAGUGCUAUAGAACUAUUAUUGCACAAGUUGUUGAUAUCAUGUGUUGAUCCUGUUGAAAAAGAAGAUGGCAAACUGUGGGAUGGACACGAAGCAAAUGAUGAAUGGAUCUAA
This is a messenger RNA of Ambispora gerdemannii, 588 nucleotides long. The record is from the annotation of a GenBank genome assembly. NCBI's taxonomy places the organism in Eukaryota, Fungi, Glomeromycota, Glomeromycetes, Archaeosporales, Ambisporaceae.